Bolinopsis microptera is the source of this 1141-nucleotide messenger RNA. RefSeq lists its product as uncharacterized. The coding region runs from base 262 to 738 and encodes 158 amino acids. The transcript has 6 exons. The record is from RefSeq and is a predicted model, not a curated record. NCBI's taxonomy places the organism in Eukaryota, Metazoa, Ctenophora, Tentaculata, Lobata, Bolinopsidae.
GCUCUACGCUUCACUGGCCAUGCAAAGCAGGGAGAGUGACGGAGGCGGAGGCACUGCUGGCUGCUGGAACGGACAUUAACAAGCUGGACAGAACGCAGUUUAACCCUUUCAUGGACGCGAUCAACUCAGGACAGGUCGACUGUGCUAGAUGGCUGCUGAGGCAAGACGGUUUAAAGCUUCAGACCGAGAUAUGGUCGUUUUGUAGGGAGAGGGUGCUAGAGUCAUUGCUAACAGCUUAACAGAAGGUAGGGAGAGCGAUCCAUGGCUGUCCCGAUAGACCCACUCAGACUCCUGCCGGAAGAUACUCCUCCGGUUGAUCCAGAUGAGACAGUUCUAGCAGAUGAUCAGUUACAGACUGAAGAACAUAUCCCACAGAUCAAUGCGUCAACAUCUGCAAAUGAAGCUGAUAUCAGAAUCGACAUGAUGAUGGUACUACACGAGAUGCUCAUGGAAAAGGUCUCCGUUUGCUUUCCUCCUCCCACGAGCAGUACAAAGUGUGGGUUCAACUUUAAUCUGAUAGAAGAUAUCGUAUGCGGAACCCAAGCCCGGCCAUGUCUGUACAUAAUAACGAAAGAAACCGGUUAUGCUGCGAGGGCGUUUACCUCGAUAGAUGUUGAAAAUGCCCACAGCAUUAUAAAUCAUUUGGACCGCCGAGGGGUCCAAAACUCCUCAAUCGAAGAGCUUAGUAGACAUGCCAGCAACCUACAGAGACUUCAAAUUCUCAGGAAACCUCUCUAGGACGGAAGCUUUAUACUCCGACAUCCACGAUUUACCACGCCCCUGAGAUCGACAAAGGUCUUUCUGAUAGAUUGACUUCCAGCCAAUUCGAUCUAUCGAAGCCGAGUGGGAAGAACAAAGAACUGAAACCCCAUCAUGGUCGCAACGAUGCUCCUCGCGGACAAGGGAGAGUUAGGGCCAUCGGUGGUCACAAGACUGGAUAAUAUUUAUUUUUUAAGCGUUGAGGUUGUCACGAAAGCGUACUGUAACGGGACUAUCAGAUUUGAGUGAUUUGAUUUUGUGAUUUGCAGUUCACGUGAUUUUAUUGUGAUUUUAGACUGUAAAAACUAUAAAGGUUCAAGUUGAACUAUCGUCGCCAUGAUUAUGUAUUUUGGAACUGUUCACGUUGAAAUUGCUUCGUUAA